This is a messenger RNA of Crotalus tigris (Tiger rattlesnake), 2291 nucleotides long. RefSeq names its product starch binding domain 1 (gene STBD1). The transcript is spliced from 2 exons. Gene Ontology annotation, cellular component: membrane. Gene Ontology annotation, molecular function: starch binding. Bases 87 to 1010 code for a protein of 307 amino acids. NCBI's taxonomy places the organism in Eukaryota, Metazoa, Chordata, Lepidosauria, Squamata, Viperidae. The record is from RefSeq and is a predicted model, not a curated record.
GGGAGGGCGCGGCCCUGCUUCGCUCGGGCUCAACGCUAAGUCCCGAGGGCCGGUUGUUGCUCCUGCUGCUCCGGCCGCCGUGGGCCAUGGCGUGGCUGGGAGUGGAGGAUGAGGACGGCGGGCUUCUGGCCGGGCUGUGGCAGGCCUUGCUGGCGGCGGUGGCGGCCGCCUUCAUGAGCUGGCUGUGGUUCGGCGGCGGCCGCGGCGGCGAGGGGGAGCGGGAAGCGGUGGAGGAGCCCAAGGGGGAGACGCGCGGAGCCAAAGAACCAUUUCAGAGAACCAGUGAGGGUGUCCUUUCGGAAACAAAACCAGCUUGUGUGUCCAGCCCACAGGAGCCACUAGAGAACCAUGUUACACCCCCAGGAAGUCACCAUACCCCUGACGGCUUCAUACAGCCUCCUGAAAUAGAACCAAUGGUCAAAGAUCCUGUAAUCCCGUUCAUGAACUAUUCAGAAUAUAUAAGGAGCGAAGCACCCAGUCACCUGAACACAGCCUCCGAGCCACCCCAAAGCCAUGAACUGGAACCGCGUGAUGAGAGGAUUUCAGCCGAAGUAGACAACUCUGGUGAUAAGCCUGAGGAGAAAUUCAGCCAAGACCUGGGUCCAGAAACUGUGGAUCGUGAAGAAGCUGAGGCCACCAGGAAACCUCAUGGAGAUGACGUUGGCAACAAGGACUUGGAACAAGUGAAGAGAAUCGCAGCGGUAACUCCCAUGCCUCAGACUGUCCAUGUGGUCUUCCGUGUCCACUACAUCACUCAUUCGGAAGCCCAGCAGAUCGCGAUCACAGGUGACCACGAGUGUCUAGGCCAGUGGCGCCAUUUUAUACCCCUCAGGUAUGACAAAGAUGGCUUCUGGUCAGACUCUGUGGUUCUACCGUUUGAUGCCAGCGUUGAGUGGAAGUUCGUCUUGAUGGAGAGUGGCAAGGUUGUGCGAUGGGAAGAAUGUGCCAACCGAAUGCUAGUAACUGAACAUGAAGAUCAGGUGGCCUAUAAGUGCUGGGGGUAUCAUUGAACAUAGGAGUAUAUUUCUCUGUCUAUAGUUACCUACCUUAGUGUGCAUCUCCUUGCUGUGUGUUUACUAGGACUGCCUCAUAGCCAGUCUUUCUUCUGCUAGGCUAGGCUUUAAGAUAGGAACAUGUUCUUCAAAUGAAAUCAAGCCAACAACUCCCUAACAGCAAACAAAUUAGCUACUUAGUGGGCAAUGUUUCAAAAUAAAAUAAAACAUUUCCAACUCUCAGGUUGACAUUAUAUUGUGUGAAGAGACAGGUGUGUGAAUCGGGGACGCUGGAUUUAAGGGAUUGUUCAACUGCUCUGUAACUGUUUUAAAAUAUUCUUACUUUAUUAUGACUGCAUCAGAAAGCAAUAAAGAUGGACUUUUGCAAUGAUGGCUGGCCUUUAUAUAUUUACCUGUAAAACCUUUUAUUAGGAUUCAAAUAUUUUAGUGCAUCAAAAUACAUACUACAAAAACACAAAGAAAAAUGAAGAUAAUGGGAAAGUAAGGAAGGGAAAGGAGAAAAGACAGAAGAGUGUAGAAAAAGAAAAGCAUUGAUUUCUGACUCGUUUUGAUGCAGAAUAAGUUUAAUAACAUUAAGCCUCGGCUUUUGAUUUUUAUAUGAUAAUAUAUACUGGCCAUUUCUAUAACAAUAAACUUAUCUAAUCAGCAGAACCCAAAAUCAAAGUUUCAUUUUUUGUUCCACCACAAGCAAAAAGCCCAAUAGUGGUUUCCACGUAGAAGAUGGCUGGCCUUUAUAUUUUGAUGCUUAAAAGGGGGUGUCUUGAUUUGGCUGCAUUCUAUCUGGAAGACCCUCUGAGCAUUGUUGGAGGGCACAUAUAUCCACAACUCAACUGAUCUUGGAAAAUUGCCCUUUGCCUGUUCUGUCCUGAACCCAACACAGUUGUAGGUGUAUUAACUCAUUAAAGUACGGUAGAGCAUUAUAUAAAAGAGGCAGAAAAUUAAACUCUCACUGUUUUAAUACUAUCUUUCAUGAUUAUGAAAUAUGCUGGUUUUCUUACUGAAAAGGGUUAGGAUGAUGAUUAAACUAAAUAAUAGACUUCAAAUAAAGUUAACCGGGAUGUAUUUUUUAAAAGAAAUAAUUGAGUUUCUAAAAAUAACUUGGCUAAUGCAGUUACCUGUACAAGUAUGUUAGUUUACAGUUAAUGAUUAUAAUGUAUCCGUGCCCUGUCCCAGUUAUAUUGAAUUGAAGGAGGCUUUUUUCCUUUGUAAGUUAAAAAAAAAGUUAAAUUGAAUGUAUUGACUUGCACUUUGGAAGAAAACUAAAAUGCUCUUUAUGUA